This is a messenger RNA of Trichoderma virens Gv29-8, 1497 nucleotides long. RefSeq lists its product as uncharacterized. The record is from RefSeq and is a predicted model, not a curated record. Lineage: Eukaryota; Fungi; Ascomycota; Sordariomycetes; Hypocreales; Hypocreaceae. The coding region runs from base 1 to 1497 and encodes 498 amino acids. Gene Ontology annotation, molecular function: oxidoreductase activity. The transcript has 3 exons.
AUGUCGAGAAAGGUCUCAACUUGGGAAGUGACCCAGCACAACAAGCGGGGUGAUGCGUGGAUUGUCGUGGACGGAGAGGUGUACGAUAUGACUGAAUUCGCGCCCGAGCAUCCUGGCGGACCGGAGAUUAUUCACAAGUUUUCCGGAAUGGACGCUACAGAGGAGUAUAGCCGAGUGCAUUCGCCUUCAUUAAUCAGGGAGACUCUGGGGGCAAAAGGUCAUGUCGGAUCACUGGACACAUCAACAAUAACAGAGGAAUGGAAAGCAGCCAAUCAAGCCAUAAAGCAGUAUGGAUCAACUCCACCGCAAGAGAAGCCAGCUCUCGAUGAGAUUUUCAACAUGGAUGACUUCGAAAAGGCGGCACAUGUGACGCUGUCGGACAAAUCAUGGGCAUACAUUAAAGGAGGCUCAAAUGACAACAUUACACGAGACGCAAACAGCUCCAUGCUUCGACAGAUCUGGCUGCGGCCCAAAGUUAUGCGCAAUGUUGGCACUGUGACGGCACAGACGAAGCUCUUCGGAUGUGACCUUGAGAUGCCAGUUUUCAUCUCGCCCACCGGAGCUGCGCGAGCAGGCGGUGCUGAAGGUGAGCUGACUCUGGCUCGAGGCGCUGGUGCGGCCGGUAUUGUGCAUUGCUUCGCGACGCCAUCGUCAUACACUCACCUCGAGAUUCUACAAGAGACAAAACGCCAUGCCUUCUUCCAGCUGUACGUCAACAAAGACCGGUCCAAGUCCGAGGCUAUUGUCCGCACAAUCGAGGCUACCGGCAAAGUAAAGGCCAUUCUCGUAACGGUCGACGUCCCCGUGAUCCCCAAGCGGGAAGAUGACGAGCGCGUAAAGUCAAAAGAACAGUUGCAGAUAGCUGGAAUUGGUCUAAGCCCCGAAAUUGUGGUUGGCGACAAUAAAGGUGCUGGUAUGGCACGUCAAGUAUCGUCAUUUAUCGAUCCGACAUUUAGUUGGGACGAUUUGAAAUGGCUGCGAAGCAUUACUGAACUGCCGAUUGUCGUCAAGGGCAUCCAAAGUGCAGCCGAUGCCAUCAUGGCUGCGAAAAUGGGAGUUCAAGGUAUCGUGAUCAGUAACCAUGGUGGUCGCGCGGCCGACACUGCGCCGCCAACCAUUCUCGUCUUGCUGGAGUUGCAGAAGCAUUGCCCUGAGAUAUUCAGCCAGCUUGAAGUUUUGAUCGAUGGCGGGUUCCGACGAGGGUCGGAUAUCGUCAAAGCCAUUUGUUUGGGCGCAUCUGCCGUUGGACUCGGCAGGCCAUUCCUCUACUCCUUGGGCUACGGCCAGGAGGGAGUAGAGCGCGUAGCAUGGAUUCUCAAAGACGAAAUAGAAACGGCUAUGCGCCUAUGCGGCAUGACGGAUUUGAUGAGAGACGCACAUCCGGACUUUGUGAAUACCAGUAGCCUGGACUUGAUGGUGCCUGGUCUUAAGCAUCCCUACGCGCGCAAGGUUAACAAGUCUAAUGGAUGGUUGAGUUCACUCCGGUCCAAGCUGUAA